GUUUGAGAAGACUGAAAAAGUCCGACCGCGCAGUAUUUAAGUUGUGCCAAAGUAAUGGCAACUGGCAGUUCGGGUGAUAGCUAUUAUUGCCACUCUUGCGAGGCUGAGGUCGUCCCAAACUUGCAGGACUUUACAUGCUCGGCAUGUCACUCAGGUUUCAUUGAAGUAAUUAGCCCAGGAAGUGGUUUAUCAUCGAAUCAAACAGAAUUAGAUGCAAUGCAGAUGAUAGGUCAGCUAUUUGGAGGUUCUCUUAGCGACAACAUUGUUCGCUAUUUCGCAGCACCUAGGGAUGACCUUAGUUCAACAGAUGAUGAGUCAUUAGAAAGGGAAAAUUUAGCCAGAAGGUCGCGACGAUCAACAAGAAAUUCAACUAAUAGGUCGACACGAGAGCGUGUGUAUACUCGUGUUCCGGAUGGUCGUCAUGCGUUUUCUACUCGCAUCCAAUUAUCAAGUGUGGAUCAUCCAUUCAGAUUGCCAUUCUUAUCAAACUUUGCGUCAGCUGAUGGAGAUAUGCAAAAUUUUGUUUUUAAUAGAGCUAUGCUUGAUCAGUUUAUCACUGUGAUAAUGAAUGAGUUACAAGUGGGUCCACCACCUGCCCCAGAAUCAGCCAUUGCAGACUUACCUACAAAUAUUUUGACUGAAGAACAAGCAUUAAAGUUAGGUAUUUGUUCAAUAUGCUUUGACGAUUUCAAAGAAUCCGAAUCAGUAAUCAGACUACCAUGUGCUCACACCUAUCAUCAAACUUGUGUUACAACAUGGUUAAAACAGAGUCCCGCCGUCCCAUCUGUUGUAACCUCUCUAAAAUCCGCUGUGAACCGACCGUAUGUUAGCAUCGCGUAUUGAGCUCGGAUCCAUGACCUUGAAAUUGCCCAAACGCUUCUGAUUGGCUCGUCCCUAAAUUAGAGUCUCGCUACUUUGCACUGUAGUUCGUCGUAUGAAUUCCGGAUGAUGUUGACGAAGUUUGUAUAUAGUGGUGAAUUCCAUUCGGUUGAUUGCUAAAUGAUUAUCUUUGGUGUCCCGACUUGGACUUACGGAAUCCAGCCUGUGUGUGAAGCAUUUACUUCUUCAUGACCGGAGUACAACAGCAACUCUCUUGAAUCUAAUCUUUCCCGCCUCACUUAGAUCCAAUUGGUCUCACUUAUUUCGAGAACCGCCAAUUUGUAUCUCCUCAUCUGCGCACCUAUUUGAUUGGUCCUCUCGGUCUACUACAUUGUCCGGAUAUUCCAUGUACUUAUAUAAAUUGUUGCUCUGGUUGUUAGAAGGGGCAUUGGCCUCGUAACAAUUGAAGAAUCACGGCUUUCAGUGUUUGGCGUCAUAAUUCUUCUGAACGAAGAUUUUUCAACUCCCAGGACGGUUUAAAUGGUAUUUCCUGCAUCUUGUAAUUCGCCAUAAAUACAACUACUCAACUUCAGUACAUGAUAUCAUCGAAGAAACAUUUUCUUCGUUUAGCGGAAAUAAAAAGAAGUGAAUAUAAAGUGGACUCAUCAUUUUUAUCGUCAAGAGUACCGUAAAGUAAUUAGAACAAACUAAAUAUUUAAACUAAUUAUCAUCAGAGAUUAAGUUAUUUUGAACAUCAUGUUCAUUAUAGACUGAAGUCAUUUGGUAAUCUGUUAAAAAUGACUGAACGCAAAGUUCUAGAUCAGACCACCUCAAUAUUUCAUAUCUGCGACAUCCUGUGAGAUAAAACUCAAGAUUGAAUGAUCUUUUACAAAUAGGAUACAUCUUUGGCUAGCCAAGUCAUCUAAUUAUCCAAGUUUUGAACUCAAUCUUUUAGUCAUAUAACAUGAUUUUGAUGUAAUAUCACUAAUAAGCUAAUGCACCUUUAAUGAAGUGAACUACCCUUCAGAUCAUGGUGUCAUACAAAAAAAUAAAAUUAAUACGUUCGAACGCUCAUCGCUUAUGAGAAAUUCAGUAUUACUAAGUUAGUCACAUAGAGAUGUUUGUUUACAUGAAGAACUGUAGUGACUUGCUGAAUAACUAUCAUAAACCAUAGUCCACCAAACAGUUGUUUUGUUAUUAUUUGAGAUUCAUUUGCAUUGUGUAUUUAGUCAAAAGCUGUGAUUUAGAACCAUAUAUCGUAAAUUGAUUAGAUUUAAAAAUUUUACCUAUUAGGUUCCUAAACAUCAACUUCAUUAUUAAGUAUUCGUCAGUAAUAUUAAGUACGUUUGGAUUCAAUCCUAUGUCAGAUAAUGUGUGCAGCUUACUAAAAACUCAAAUUAAAUGAAUCAGCUGUUAAGUGUUCACUGGUUUACAAUGGUCCUUCAGUUGAUAUCAGUCAAUGAUUAUAAAUGUCUUCAAAUUAAAAGACUAAUAUGAUGGGGAUCUUUAAACGAUUACCGAUGUGUUAGGAUAAGUUUCAAAUCAUUUCUGUCUUUUAGUUAUGAAAGAACACAAGUAAAUUAUGUAAAAAAAAAAUAUCCGUAAAACCCAAACUUGUUUGAUUACAUACUACACAGAGAGAGAAAAAAGUGUCCCAACUUAUUUCUGGUAUUAAUAGAUCAUUUCUAAUCUGAUAAAAGUUUCGAUAACCCUAAGUGAUUACUUUGGAAAUUAGACAGUUUUUUUUUAAAAUAUUCAUCAAAGUUAUUAGAUUAGAAUCUUGAGUAGUUACACUCAUUAAUUGUUGCUUUGAU
This is a messenger RNA of Schistosoma margrebowiei, 2633 nucleotides long. NCBI's taxonomy places the organism in Eukaryota, Metazoa, Platyhelminthes, Trematoda, Strigeidida, Schistosomatidae. The record is from the annotation of a GenBank genome assembly.